AUUUUAUUAUAAUGAAAUAUUUUUACGAUCAUUUAAACGCUGACAAAAAUAUUUAUGCAAUGCCGAGUCGGCGACAAUUUAUUGUCAAUACUGUGAGCCAGUAAUUGGUACAAUUUCAAACAGUUCAUCGAAGAAACUUAUUUUUAACUCUUAAAUCACAAAAUGCGACAAGUUUAUUUUAUUUAUAAACGACGAGAGGUAAGUUGGUUUGUAGUGGCACUGCUGUGAGUUUUGUUUGAGUUUCAAAUUAAGAUAAUUCAAGCGUUUUGGGCUAAAAUUGUGUAUUUUAAGUUUUAGUUGUGCUAACAACCGUAUCGUUACGAUUAUAAGUUCAUUGACGUUUACAUCUAAUUGAUUUUCCCUAAUUAAAAACAUAUUUUGCAAACUUUUGCAAAAUGACGACUACUUAAACAAAUUUUAGAAAAAAAAAUUUACGCACAUGCAUUUUAAGUGUCUUCUCUGUCAGUUCGCCACUAGAUAUGGAACAAGCUCUAAGAAUAAAGUAAAAUAUUGCUACGGAAUAGAAACAUAAGUAAUGUAAUAGGUAGAUAAUAAGAAUAAGUUCAGACUAGUAUUUUAAAAAACUGCCUCUUUAUUGGUAUAGCUUUAAAUACUCGUAACUUGGAUUCCUUUAUCCCAUCUUAACUAAUACACAAAUAAAUUAUUAAUGUAAAAUCUUUGUAUAAACUUAUAUUACACAAUAAAUCUUUUCUGAAAUGUAUAUAAUAUUUUUGGCCUACCUUUCACAAAUUAAUCUUCCUUGUCUGCACCCUUAUCUCACAGAAUCACCAAGAAUAUCAGUUCACAAAACAAAAAUCGUACAUCAUUAUUUUAAUAAAAAUAUUGAAAGGUUAUCAAAUUAAUUAUGAAUUAUAGAAGUCAAGUUGUAAAAAACAUAUUACGCGUAUGAAUAAAAUGAUGUACAAUCAUAGAAAAAAAUAUUUGGAUUGCAUGAAAUAAAAUCCAGAGAAACAAUUUAUUACACUUUGAGUAAAAAAUAAAUAAAUAAACCGGAUUCUUCGAUGGUCUGGAUCAAUUCAAAUAUUCACCGUCGAGUCUACCCCUGCUUUGUAUGUAUUAAAGCUCCACUGAUCUCAGCUGCUUCCUAAAACACGUGCUUGUUGGCUAAUCCAAACUUUGCCGUAAAAAGCUCAACUUUUUACAAUCAAUAGCGCGAAUAAUCGUCUACUAACUUGCGUUACGUUGUGUUUACGACCUCAUAAAUCUCGGUUCAACUAAAAAAAACAUCUUCGUAGUCCGUUACUUCUCCAUAAACGUGCGUCCAGGUGAAAAAUUGCGUGUGAACGCAGCUUUACACCUCGUAAAUAAUUGAAUCGACCCGAAUGAAUAAAGGGACAAAAGAUCGAGACACAUUGAUUCUAAUAAAGCCAGGUUAAGUUUAAGGUCAUCCAUCAUGAAGCUAUUUUUUCGCUAGUUUUAACUUCUGUUAAUGAACAGUUGAGGUGCACGAUGCGUGUUUAAUCGUUGUUUUGCAUAAUUCAGCGCAUUUUUACGAUUAUGUGAAUAAGUAAAAUAUUUGGUCGUCGAGCAUGCACGGUUUAUGGGAUAACGUUAAAAAAUUUAUGUCUUGACAGGUCCAAAAGGUAAAAUGAGUAAACAACAAUUAGACGCUUCAGACGUAAUGUCGGAUGAAUUCGACGAAAACACCUCGUUACCUCCCACUUACCUCGUAAUAAAAAUCGCCUCGGACAUCAAAGAAAACACCCUAACGUGGCUGAUUGACAAGAUUAGAGGUAAGCGUCGCGAUGGUGGCGCCGAGCUCAUCGUUAUGCGACAACCAAGCGACCCCGACGACGGCUGGAUUUUGCACUUGUCGGCGUCGAAAAUUAAAUUCCUAGAAACGGCCGAAGAGAUGGAGCUGAUGAAGGAGGACAAGACCGGAAUGAUGCGGGAGUUCACGGUGGGACAACUGGAGGAUUUUCUCCCGGAUGGAAUGCACGUCGACGAUUUGUUAACCCUCGCCGAGAAACAAACGAUCGUGCGCCACGAAUUGGAGAAUAUCCGAGCGUUGGCGGAGGACGAACACAUUCCGGGAUACCCCACGUACACGCUAUACGAGGGCCAAUCGAUAUUUCAAGUGUGUCUCAAGUAUAAAAUAAUAAUGAAGGUUUAUCCAUUGCACGAUCAAGAGGCGUUGAAGAAGCUGGGGAGGAAGUGGUACAUGUCGUUAUUGGCCAAGCAACCGAUCGAAGAAAUCCGGUUGUACUUUGGAGAAGCUAUAGCAUUGUAUUUUACGUUUUUGGGGUUCUACACGGCAACUUUGGURGUACCYGUUUUUGUGGGGCUCCUCCAGCUGAUGAUCUACUCGGAGACGAUGUCGUUGUUUUGUGUUUUCAACGUGGUGUGGGUUACCCUCGUCUUAGAGAUAUGGAAGAGAAAAAGCAACGAGUUGGCGUUUAAAUGGGGAACGAUAGGGAUGACGAGUCUGGAUGAACCCAGACCGAAUUUCAGGGGGUCGAUGGGGUAUGAUGCCAUUACGGGAAAGUUGCAACCCCAGAGUCCGAGAUAUAUGACUUAUAUCAAGAUGUAUUGCGUAUCAAUCCCUAUCGUGUUUCUGUGUCUUGUGGCAGCUUUCGUCAUGAUGUUGGCCUCGUUUUGGCUCGAGGAAUAUUUCAAACAGACUCGAACUUCCGACGAUUUAAUCAUACUUUUUCCUAGCAUAGUUUACUCGAUUCUAGUCUACAUAAUCAACUGCUAUUACCGAAAAUUAGCUACUUUUCUGACAGAAUGGGAAAAUCAUCGGACUCAAUCCCAACAUGACAGACAUAGAGUCACAAAACUAGUCCUCUUUGAAUUCGUGAAUAAUUUCAUGUCUUUAUUUUACAUUGCAUUUGUCGUUCGAGACAUGGAAAUGUUGAGGAGUCAACUCCAGACAAUGCUGAUAAUAUUUCAGUUGAUAAGUCACGUCCAAGAAGCAGUUUUGCCACUUGCUGUUAAAUAUUACGGAUCUAAAUUUACCUCGUGGAAAAAACAACUCUUCUCAUCAAAAAAACACUCAAAAUCCAAAUUUUACAAAGUUCCUACCGAAGACCAACUUGUGCCAGUAUUAAAAUCCCUGCCUCAAAUCCCCAUCGAUGACUCUCGCCUAGACUCGGCAAAUAAAGAGGGAGAAAUGGAAGAUUACGAAGGGACAUAUGAUGACUAUCUCGAACUUUUCAUCCAAUUUGGUUACAUUUUUCUUUUCUCGCCGGUGUAUCCAAUCGCUGCCUUUUGGGCGCUUUUCAAUAACAUUUUAGAAAUUCGAGCUGACGCUUUCAAGCUUUGCAAAAUCUACCAAAGGCCUAUGAGUCGAAGAGUAAAAGAUAUCGGCGCUUGGCAACGUUGUUUCGAAAUAAUCGGGGCAAUGUCUAUUAUGACCAAUUGUGGCCUUUUGUGUCUCACUCCUGAAUUGAAAAGGUCAGCACCAGAAGUCGGGCCAGUGGAAUGGGUCCUGUUUUUCGUCUUUUUGGAGCAUGUUUUACUGGGAAUUCGGUAUCUGCUCCACAUUACCAUUUCGGAUAAGCCGGAGUGGGUGCGAGUAGCUCUCGCUAAGAAGAAUUACGAGUCGAAACAAGCCCUCAAAUUCGAGAGGUCGCAGAAAAACAAAGGGCUGCUGAGAAGAAAGUUCAAAACGAUACACGGGACACACGCCCGUUAAUAAUUGAAAGGGAUUUUUACGGGAUCGAUCCGAUAGUGCGUGUCUACUCCGACAGGGCAAAAGGAUAUCGACACACCUGUGGAGUCGUGGGUGCGACGCUCGCGUGAUACAUUUUUUACAUUUUUUUUGUCUACAGGGGUAAUAAAUCGUUUUUGCAACAAGUUUUUUCAUUUAACAUAACUUACUU
This is a messenger RNA of Tribolium madens (black flour beetle), 3845 nucleotides long. RefSeq names its product anoctamin-10 (gene Axs). The record is from RefSeq and is a predicted model, not a curated record. Gene Ontology annotation, biological process: chloride transmembrane transport. Gene Ontology annotation, cellular component: plasma membrane. Gene Ontology annotation, molecular function: chloride channel activity. The transcript is spliced from 9 exons. The coding region runs from base 1610 to 3658 and encodes 682 amino acids. NCBI's taxonomy places the organism in Eukaryota, Metazoa, Arthropoda, Insecta, Coleoptera, Tenebrionidae.